UAUCUCUGUCUCUAUCAUUGUCUGGAGACAUCAAAUCGGGAUCCAUUCGUGAAUUCUUAGAUUAUUGCUUUGUCUUUUCCAUGAUAAAUAUAAUAGUGAUUGGUUAUUAAGUACCCCUGCCUUAUUCUUUAUUCAGCAACAAGAAACCUUCGUGGGUUCUUUAUUUGUUUUUUAAUUUUUCUUUAAAGAGCGCAUCUUGAUAUAAUAAUCCCUGUUUCUGCCUUCUGUUUUUCUUUGUCUGUGAUGCAUUCUUCUGUUUUUUUCUUUGUUUUUUUGAGUGCCCAUUUGGCUUCUCAAGGUGCUAUUGAAAUACUAAGUUCAGCAUUUGUCUAGCUGGAUUGAAUUUUAGUGAUCUUGUUUGUUUGUUUUGGAUGGGAAUUGGAUGACCCUUCAAUCUUUCUAUUUUUCUAAUAAAGGAAUUAUCGUUGUGAAUUGUGUGCCACUUUCAGCAGUUUGGUUAUUUUUGUCUCUCUGGGCUUAUGUGAAUCUUCUGGCUUGAUUUGACAUGACUGGAUUGAUUCUACCUCUCUGUACUUAUCCACAUUGCUUUUGAGAGUUGAGUUUUUGUGGGUUUUUAUCUAAAUAUUUUUGGAAGGUUUUUUUUGUGUGGUGGAAAACAGUGUUAGUUUGCAUUGAAGUGUCGCACUGGAGGAGUGUAAUGUGUCUAUGGAAUGAAUUCGAUGAGAUCAUCUGCUGUUUUUUGGUCAUUUCUUUCUCAACAUGGCAAUUUCAUAUUUUUUUUCUGGAAUUUUCUUUGAUCAAUUUGUAUUUGAUUGUAAUUUUGCUCUGAGCUUGGAUCCACAUCAUGUUCUAAACUGGUUGGCUGGAAUAUUUGUAAUUUAUAAGCAUUUCAAAUGUCUCGGUUAACUGCCAGAGAUUAAAUAGAUUUUCUCAUUGUGUUGUGUAAUUUAGCUUCAAAAUAUUUACACUUUCGUGUUAUCUACCUGGUAAAAUGAAAAAGGUAGGUUCCUAGACUUGGACACUUGAUUUGUUUGUGGUUUGGAGAAUCUGGGAUCCUGGUUUGAUCGUCAUUGAUAACUGGGAGAGAGACGAUGGGACAGGCUUCGUCACCAGUUCUGAUUCUAUUAGCUUUUGGGUUUUUCUUUGCUACAUACAACUUAGUCACCAUGACAAUGCACAAUAGAUCUAUUGGGAAAUGGGUAUAUGACGAUUCGGAUGGUGAGGCAUUUUUCGAUCCACUUAUUGAAAUGCCUGAAGAGGUGAAGAAACCAAAGAAUGCCAGGAUGCCCUUCCAUGUUGCCUUAACAGCAACUGAUGCUCCCUACAGCAAAUGGCAGUGUCGCAUUAUGUACUACUGGUAUAAGAAGAACAGAGACCUGUAUGGGUCGGAGAUGGGAGGAUUUACACGGAUUUUGCACUCUGGAAAGCCUGACAACUUGAUGGAUGAGAUGCCUACAGUUGUGGUUGAUCCUCUUCCUGCAGGUCUCGAUCGGGGUUACAUCGUCCUAAAUAGACCAUGGGCCUUUGUGCAGUGGCUGGAAAAGACUACCAUUGAUGAAGAAUAUAUAUUAAUGGCAGAGCCUGAUCAUAUACCUGUGAAUCCCCUUCCAAAUCUAGCACGUGGAGGGUUGCCGGCUGCUUUUCCAUUUUUCUAUAUCGAACCUGCUAAAUUCGAAAAUAUCGUAAGGAAGUAUUAUCCAGAGGAGAAGGGUCCCGUGACAGAUAUCGAUCCAAUUGGCAACUCUCCUGUAAUUAUCAAGAAGGAACUUCUGGAAAAGAUAGCUCCUACAUGGAUGAAUGUUUCCUUGAAGAUGAAAAAUGACGAGGAGACUGAUAAAGCUUUUGGAUGGGUACUAGAAAUGUAUGCAUAUGCUGUAGCAGCAGCUUUGAAUGACGUGCAGCAUGUUCUUCGGAAAGAUUUUAUGCUGCAGCCCCCGUGGGAUCUGAGCACUAGGAAAUUUUUUAUCAUUCAUUAUACUUAUGGAUGUGACUACAACUUAAAGGGUCAGCUAACAUAUGGAAAAAUUGGAGAGUGGAGAUUUGACAAGAGAUCAUAUCUACGAGGGCCUCCACCAAAAAACCUCCCCUUGCCCCCUCCAGGGGUUCCAGAAAGUGUGGUUACCCUCGUAAAGAUGGUCAAUGAAGCUACUGCUAACAUUCCUAAUUGGGAUGCAGAGUAGCCGUCUGUCACGAUCCCCAUGGGAGGUUUGAUCCAUGGCCAUUUAGAGAUAUUGAUGUCUAGGAACCUCAGGUUAAUUAUUAUUUCUAAUAAAGGAAUUGAACAACACAAAAUGGAAAAUUAAGAAGGUUAUUUAGUAAGGAUUACAGCAUAUUUAGGAAA
Populus nigra (black poplar) is the source of this 2302-nucleotide messenger RNA. Its product is annotated as hydroxyproline O-arabinosyltransferase 3-like. Lineage: Eukaryota; Viridiplantae; Streptophyta; Magnoliopsida; Malpighiales; Salicaceae. The record is from RefSeq and is a predicted model, not a curated record. The transcript has 9 exons. Bases 1053 to 2141 code for a protein of 362 amino acids. Gene Ontology annotation, molecular function: glycosyltransferase activity.